Messenger RNA from Echinostoma caproni, 2364 nucleotides. NCBI's taxonomy places the organism in Eukaryota, Metazoa, Platyhelminthes, Trematoda, Plagiorchiida, Echinostomatidae. The record is from the annotation of a GenBank genome assembly.
AUGUCACUUUUCACCAGUCCCAGAGGAAUCCCGUCCCUGUACAGUCCAAAAUUCACAUAUCAUCGUUCGCAGAGAGUCCCACAAUUUCUCAUCAUUCUCCUACUGUUACUCAAUCAUUCUUGGUCCAUGGGACCUGUUCUGACCAGUUCAUCCAGCUCGACAGUUGAAUCUCUGUUCGAAAGUUGCUGCUCACUCGGAAGGACUGCAGCUCAGACCAUUGAAUUCGUCGGUUUCAGUAACAAUGAAACCGUGGAAACUUGUGCAUCCGUAUUACAAUUAGAAAUAUCUGCCCCUUUACAAGAAUGUUGUCUCUGUCAACUAGUUUGGAUGGCCAAUCGUACCAACCACGAAGCUUGGAAAGAAUUGCGGGAGCAAGCUGAAGAUACAGCAUGCCCCGGUGCUGGCUGUUGCAGUCUGUUACGAAAUGUCACCCGUUACAAAGGUACAAUGCACAAGGGACGCUCAGAAAUGUCCGAUGAUCCCGGAGCAGAACAUGGCCCGAUAACCACCGUGAAUCCCAUCAACACCCCAGCUCCAACAACGGAAACCACGAUGCUGAAUCUGCCCCCGGGAGACUUUCCCGAUGAUUUUGAAUUUUCCAUGGUCGGUGGGAUCGAUAUGCCAUCUAUGUUUCCAUCAAAAAAGCCAGCCACAGAGGUUACCCCGACGGUUACAAAAGCGAUGGAGGUAUUGUGUGCGGAAAAUUUUGUUUGGGACGCGGAUCAGGAGCUCUGUGUACGCGUGAUCACAGCCUGUCCAAUCGGGAUGUAUUUGAGCAAAACUACGAAAAAAUGCACAAAACGAUUAACGGAGAAUAUCUCCUGUGCAGCCGGUUACCACUUUGAUGAAUCUCAGGAUGAAUGUGCAGACAUCAACGAAUGUCAAGAAGGCUUGCCCAGUGGUGAAAAAGCCUGUGUCGGUGAGGGGAUGAUUUGUACCAACACGCCUGGCUCGUACAGUUGUUCAUGUUCUGAAGGUUUUCAGAUGGCAGACGACGGAACGUGUGUUGAUGUUAACGAAUGCAAGGCCGAUCCGAAUAUCUGCGGGCGUGGAAUGAUGUGCAUCAACGUUCGAGGUGGUCACAAAUGUGUAGAUCAAAAGUGCCCGGGAAAAGCAAGGUCAUUCACACAAAUACCUCGAGUUGGCAAUGACGAUAAACGUUUCGAGGGUAGCAGUGUUUGGGUCAACAUUGACGAAUGUCUCGAGAAAAGUUUUAAUUGCCGUCAUGACGAAAUCUGUGCAAACAAACCGGGCUCUUACGAUUGUGUACCGUCGCCGUGUUCCAUCACCCAAAUUUACGACUAUGUGAACAAAACAUGCACGUGUGAGGCCGGAUUGAGAAAUGUGGACGGAAAUUGCGUUGAUAUAAACGAAUGCGAAGAAAACCCAUUCAUCUGUGCCCUUGGCGAGAAAUGUGUGAAUCAUAUUGGCGGAUAUCGAUGCAUUCGGAUGAACGAAUGCCAACCGGGCUUUGAACGGGACGGUCCAUUCGGCGCUUGUAAAGAUGUGGAUGAGUGCCAGGUUUUCGGGUCCGAGGCCUCCUGUCCCGACCCACGGGCGCGCUGUGUGAACACCAAUGGAAGUCACCUGUGUGUUUGUCCGGACGGCUUUGUAUGGGUCGACUAUCCAACAUCAAAGUGCAAGGAUAUUGAUGAGUGCGCUCAGAAACCGGAUCGUUGUGGAAAGGAGCAUCGUUGUGUCAACGUGGAAGGCUCGUAUAAUUGCGUAUGCGCUCCAGGGUAUCAAGCUACAGACGAUUCCAAGCGCUGCGUAGACAUUGAUGAAUGCCAAGCGCACUUGUAUCAACCAAACUCGAGAAAUCCGUGCCCCUACUCGCUCUGUGUGAACACACCAGGCAGUUACGAAUGUCGUUGCCCGGAUGGUUUUCGACUGGGUCCCGGUGGUCGCUGUUCGGAUGUGGACGAGUGCAAUGACAUUCCAGGAGUGUGCAAGUCCAAACAUGCAAUCGGUUACAGUCAGGCUUGUGUCAAUCUGGUCGGUGGAUAUCGCUGUGUAUCAAACGAGUGUCCGCCAUCAUAUACCAAAAGUCGGCUGGACAGCGCUCCACGCGGACGGUAUUAUCUGUGGGAUAAAUUGAGGUGUGAACUGGAUGCGGCUCACGCCUGUGUCCCUGGUGAUGCAGCUUGUUUGGCAGAACGACCGCAAAUGAUGGACAAUUUGUUCAUUGAACUGGAUCAGGAUACCGGUGUGCCUCAGAUACUCACGCGAGUGGACACGCGUCACUUGCCGUCCGGGGUAAUACGUGUGGACCUGAGGCAGCACUACGCAAAUCACUUACGAACCCGAAAUCCGGUUCGAGUUGAUCAAGCUUUCCGAGUAAGCAGUUUAACCCAUCUCACCUAG